Messenger RNA from Brassica rapa (field mustard), 4037 nucleotides. Its product is annotated as ethylene-responsive transcription factor ERF086. Gene Ontology annotation, biological process: regulation of DNA-templated transcription. Gene Ontology annotation, molecular function: DNA-binding transcription factor activity; DNA binding. Lineage: Eukaryota; Viridiplantae; Streptophyta; Magnoliopsida; Brassicales; Brassicaceae. The record is from RefSeq and is a predicted model, not a curated record.
UCGAUUCUCACCUUCGCAUUGUUUUUUUAUUUUUUACGAAAAAUAAAUGAGAUGACAUGGCAAUUUCGGGUUCUCUGAUUGGUUGAUUUUUCUAUCCUAUGUGGACAUCCUCUCCAUGGCUUAUAUCCCCUUUUAGUAUAGUAUAGAUUGCACGUGACCACUAAUCAGAUUAUUUGAGUUAAUUAAUUAUUAGAUUGAUCCCAUCGAGCUAAAAUAUACUGUCACAUUCCAUAUUUUGCAGUAGUUUUUUUUUUUUUUUUUUGAACUUAAUAUUUUGCAGUAGUUCCAAUGAUUCUUGGCCUCCUUGGGCUUUCAUAAGUAGCCAUUAUACAUACAUACUGUAUACACACGUUAAAAAAUGAGACUAACCGGUGAAUAGUAAUGUUCAGAAAACAGAUCUAAAGAAACAGUCAAUUAAGCUGUUUAAAAUCGGUUUCGAUUUAUGUUAAGGAAUGAUAUAUUACAAAUUUUAUAAAAAUCCGAGUAAUUAUUGUGCGAAAGUUUAAUUACUUCUGUCGCUGAAGCCUAAAUAUAACAUCUUUGGAAAAGAGAUAAAAACCAAAAAAAAGAAAAGAAAAAAAGAAGAAGAAGAAGAUGGUCUACUAAAAGCAGUUAAAUCAAAAGUGAUGUCUCUCUAUCAAGCUCAAUGUCUCUCUAUUUAUAACAGCACUUCACUUCCAUUCCCAAACAACACUCAUCAUCUUUAGACAGAAGCAAAACAACAACAAAAAAAAAACUUUCUCCCUUUACUCAUCUUUAGCCAAAACCCUAAAAGAAACCUCCUUUUGGAAAAAACCCAUUUCUUCAUUAUCAUGUCAACCUCCAAAACCCUAAAUCAUAAUAAACCCUGUGGAACAUCGCAAACUCAAAUGGUUUUUUCUGUAAUCCACCAAAACACAACCAACACAACGACCACCACAACUGCCACAACCGGCGAGAGAAGAGGCCGGAGAUCAAAGCAAGCAGAGCCAGGGAGAUUCUUAGGAGUCAGGAGACGUCCAUGGGGUCGUUACGCAGCAGAGAUCAGAGAUCCAACCACCAAGGAACGUCACUGGCUCGGCACUUUCGACACUGCUCACGAAGCCGCUCUUGCCUACGAUAGAGCAGCUCUCUCGAUGAGAGGCACUCAAGGUCGAACUAACUUCGUCUACACUCCAACUGAUGUUCACACUAUCCUCACAAACCCUAAUCUUCACUCUCUCAUCGUCUCUCCUUAUAAUAACCAAUCUUUCUUACCAAACUCUUCUCCUCAGUUUGUCAUUGAUCACCUUCCUCAUUAUCAAAAAUAUCAGCAACCUAAACAUACUCUCCCCCAAGCCGUCUCACCCGUCGCUUCUUUCAAAACGCCUGUUCGUCAUCAAAACGCAGAUACUCAAGCGUUUGGUAAUAGUCCUCAGAACUCGUCUUCUAACGGCUCGCUAUCUUCUUCACUAGACGAGGAAAGCAACUUCUUCUCGCUAGAAGGAACUAACUCCAGUACCAACUCGGGUUACUUGGACUGCAUUGUCCCACACCACUGCCUUAAACCACCUGCGGAAACCACAACCAUCCAAAACCAAACCGGAGCAGGUUUCACAACUCCGGCAAGCAAGGCCUUUGAGUCACCCGGAGGGUUUAGUAGUAGUUACUUCGAUGAUGGUGAUAUGCUGAUGAUGAAUCGUCAUGAGUUUGGUUCUUGUGAUCUCUCUGCCAUGGUCUCUAACUAUGGUGCUGGUGCUUCAAUGUCAAUGGAAGAUUACGCUAUAAUGGAGCCUCAAGAUUUCUCUUCUCCUAUCGCUGCUUUUGGUGAUGUUACAGACACAGGCUUCUACUCACUCUAUUAGAACAUUCUUUUUGAUAUUUCUGUUUUUAAGUAAUAAUAUAAACGUUAUUCCAUGGUCAUUUUGAUUUUUGUCGUUGACAAUAUGUUAUCUACUUAAUUAUAUAUUAUGCUUAUUGUAUCAUGCACCAUAAGGUUACCUUACCAUGAAGUUUUUAUUUUCUUUCUUCUUUAUUUUGUAUGAUUUUUUUAAUAUCAUGGUUUUGACUAGCAAACGGUGUUAAUGCGAGUUAUAUUAUAGAUCACUUUUGUUCGAUGCUACUUCCAACACACUCAUUAUGAAAUAUUAUAAGUGGUGUGUAUAAUAUAAUGAAAUCAAAUGUCUUACUCAAAACAUAUACUCCCACCGUAUCCGUUUCAUAAUAGAUGAUGUUUUGAAGAGUUAUUGAUGUUUCAAAAUACAUGAUGUUUGAUAUUUUUUAAUUAGUUUAAAGUUCAUUGAAAACUGUGUGACCAAUGAUGUUUUAUAGUAUUUUUGAUAAUUGACUGAAUUAAAUUUAUUUUAUAUUUUUAGUGUGUAUUUUCUAGAAAAAUGUGUAUGUUUUAAUUCUUGUGCAUUCAUCCAAAACAUCAACUAUUUUGGAUCAGAGGGAAAGGGAGUAUUUGACUAGACGUGAAUAACUGAGAUAUGUAAAUUAUUUUGACAGGAUUAUUAGAUUAGUUGCAGAAACUCAAGUAUCCAUAGUUUUGAACUUUUGAUGCUCGGUUAUUGUGAACGUUUAUGACAAUUGUAAAUUUGGCAUUAGUUUGAAUUUUAAUAUAAGAUAUAUAUAUAUAUAUAUAUUUAAUAUAAGAGAUAUAUAUAUACAUGGUUAUGCGAAAAAUAUUAAGAUUAGAGACGCUGGAGAUUUGGCAUCAAAUUUUGCAUUUUAAUUUAAUAAUAUUAGGGAAAGUGAGAUGGACUUUUAGUGAAGUAGCAUGAUGGUGUUUUACAUGUGUUCUGGUCAUGAGUUGUUUGGUCUUUGAUUGCACAGUCACUGUUUCAUGUCUCCCUUCUUUUGCAUCUUUUGUCAACAACUCAACAUCACAACUCUUUCUGUCUUUAAAAAACAUCUGGUUAAGGUUUUUGUCUUUGUUUCAUAGAACUCAAUUAGUCCCCUUUCCAGUGUUGAUUAACUUCACUUUACUUAAUAAAACUAUCAGAUCCAAUCAAAGCUGUCAUACAGAUCAAACAUAGAUACACACGCACAUGUGUAUAUGUAUAUAUAUAUAUAUAUAUAUAUAAAAUGUGUCAAUGUGCCAUGGAGUUCAUAUAUGAUGCUUUAGAAUUUGUUUGGCGCCAAAGAAAAUAACUUGCAAACAACUAUGUAUUCUAAAACAUUUAUAAUGCCAAUCGGAAGUUAUAUAUUUAAAAUAUAAGGAGUACGUAUCAUUAUAAUCGCCAUAAUUUGUGAAGUCUACCAUAAUAUAAGAGCGAUAUCUUUAGACAGCCUUUAAAAAUGGUAGAUUAUCUAAUUGCCAAACUGAGAGAUAAAUCAUUUAAUGAUUAGUAGUUUAUGGGUUGUUGAAAGAUUUUGUUGUGAUGUUUCAUUGACCAAACUCAUGAUUAUGAUUUUUCAGUUGUUUGAGUAAAACUAGACGCAAUGAACAAACCGCACAUGCACAUGUUAUAUCACCGACAUAAAUAACCAAGUACGAGAAUUACUGACUUCUACUUCCACAUUAACAGUGUUUUUUACUUUUUUUUUACACACCCUACUUCUUUUCAUAGCAUGAUCAGAGUCGUACGGAUCGAGUGUAGAACAAGAAGAACGAAAAUAGAAACGUGACACCGAAACCUGUUAUAUAUUUUCUGUUCCUCUUCUUGUUGCUGCUCCCAAACCAUUUAGAAUCGGAUUGUUUCAAGACUAUUGCGUUUACUAUUUAACAUUUUGUUUACAUUUAGAAAUUAAAAGUCUUUUGCCAAACCCUUUCUUUUUGAGCAAGUAAAGGGUUGACUGAAACAUUAUACAUGUAUCUUCUCUUGAAAAUAACAAGGGUUUUACUUAAUAACUUCACCUUUUAAAAAAAACGUAAUUAAAAAGAAAAAUCGGAUUCUCGAUCAAAUCCCAUUUUCCAUAACCUUUUUCCUUAAGAAACAAAGGAUUUUCAGGCCAUUUUAUUAACAAUUGUUUUCGAAAUGUUUGAACAGAAAAAAGAAAAGAAAAAAAGAUAGAUGGCCGUAUGAAGGAAUCAUAUGAACAUGGUAAGAGAGACAUAAGAGGAAAGACAUAACACA